AGGGGAUGCCGGCCGGCAACAUCAACAUGGCGACGGGGAGGCGGCCUCUGUAGAGCCAAUAUACUAGAGGAUCUUUGCUGUAGAGGGCGCAGGGAGCCGGCGGUUCACGAAGCCGGGGUCCGCCAUGGGCUGGCAGCUCGUCUCCCUCCUCCGGCGGGGGAUAUGGGCCGCCAUGACGGGCGGCUGUUACCUGGAGCCCAAGCAGAGCGGCUUCUCCAACACCUUCCACCUGUACCUGUGGAUCGCGCUGCUGGGGGCGCCAUUCGUCCUGCACCUGGCUGCAUCUCCCAGCAAAGUUGCUCUUGGGAUUUACUGUGGUUUGAUAGCUCUCCUGUUUACUGCGAUAAAGACAAUUAAUUAUCGGCUUCACAUUAUGUUUGAAGAUGGAGAAAUAAUCCAUCAGAGCAACCAGGCAGCAUCUUUCACAAAGGACAGGACUGGAGCUGGAACACGGGAACAUGAUGAAUCAGAACUGAUGCUUUCCGUUAGUCCUGGUCGCAGGUAUCGUGUCCAGGGUAUCCAACUGACUGAAUUCAGCAAGGAUAAUGCAACACCACCAGUCCACCACAGCUCUUGGCAGUCCAUACUUGACCCUGGAGUCAGUGAUGAUUCGGAUCUGCCAACAAAUCCAAAAGAUGCAGAGGAGCUCAAAGAGAAAGACUUCAGAAGACUCACUGCAACUCAGGAACAUAAUGUUACUCCAAAUGAACUCCCAUGCAAAAUUCUAUUACCUUCAAGGAAGGAAAUAAAAGAUCAUGUGCUGGGCAAUGCAACCCCCCUGAUGCCCUAUGAUUCCCCAGUUUGUUUCCAUCAGUCGAUUAAUCAAGAUAUCGGACCCAGUGGACAAGAACGGUGUGGAUCAGACAUCUUUGAAGAGUCACAUUUGUUCCUUCCACCAUCCGAUCUGCCAAGUCAGUCAGCUGUUCAUCCACUUAGAAGCGUGGGAAAGAUGGGUGAUCGUGAAAACACUGAGCAACCUCUCUAUUCUCAGAUUGGUGCUGUGCCAUUCUGUGCGGUUCCAGCCGAUUCCAAGGCAGCUGUGACUGAGAUGGAUGGCACAUUCGAUUCUCCAAAGCAGCAAGUACCUGUAGGACAGUUCAUAACGACAUUAAACCAGGACCAUCAAUGUCCUGAUGCAUUGGAGACUGAAUGUAGUUUGUUAGUGAUCAAUGCCGGCAACUCGGAAAUGGAACCCACGUGCAACAUGAAUAUUGUUGCUGGUGAAAAUACAUCCUGUGGGAAAUGUACCAGUCACUGUAAUAACGUUCCUGGGAAUAUUGCUGGUCAGCUUGACUGUGGGGAUCUGCAGCCUGCAUGUGAACUAGCUACCAAUCUCACUGUAAUCAGAAUAAGAGAUCCAAACACAGAAAAAGAUGAUCAGAAAGAAUCUGAACAUAAAGAAGUUCCAACUAGUUCCAACAGCUGUUCUUUGGUGGAACCUACAGAGGGUGAGGAAAUAGAAGUUCACCUUGAUAAGGAUUCCACCACAUGUUUGAUUCACAGUGUGGAGGCUGGAACUAAUGAAAAUAAUUCCAUUCAAGAUACAGUUGGGACUAUGAGCUUGCCAAACAUGCAAGAGCCAGAUUUACUAGACAUUCCAGUUAUUGCACUGGAACUGCCUGAAGCUGGGAAGCCAAGUGUUGACAUUAUUAAUAAUACUAAUUUAAAAUCCUCAUCCUUUUUAUAUGUUAAUGUAAGUAAAGGGAUUCAGGUGUCAGGAACUGAUAAGCCUAUAUCAAAAUCAGAUCUUGUUGUCAGACCAAAGUCUUCCUGUUUUGUUAAGCAGGCUCUCUCCAUUCACCAGUACGAUAGGCAGAAGUCACGGAAACAAAUGAACAUUGGGGCAGACUCCAGCCAUGGUGCUGGCAAUGAAAACUGGGCCACUACAGCACCGGCCAAAGGCAACAAAAGUGAAGACGAGGACACGAAUGACCAUACUACUCUCAGCAGAUCUUCAAGUCUACUGUCUCAUCAUAAUAUUUCAAUGGACACCUCUUCUAGUACCAAUUCACAGUCCUCCUCUUCCCCAGAUCAUACUUAUCACAACUACCAAAAUCCAUAUCGACAGGGCGACCCAAGAGCAGUGUCAGAGUCAUUCUUGAAAGUCAUGCAUUGUCUCAUAGAAAACCAGAGGCAGCAGGAACAGCAAGCCAUGGCCGAUGGCUCCCUGCGAACACACAUCAGGGUCUUUAGUAUGGAUGGGGGAGCAGAUGUGGUCUUGAGCAGAGCGUCCAGAGGUGGCAACAACAAUCUGGGACGAACGUUAACCUCUUCAAAGUCAGACCUGGAGGCCAAAGAAGGACAGAUUCCGAAUGAAUCAAACUUUAUAGAGUUCAUAUCUUUACUGGAGUCAAUUAAUAGCUCAAGAAUGAAUGCAGCAAGCUGGGCGAGUGACUGUCGAGAGGAGGGUGCCAUGGGCGGAGUUGUACUACCACUGGAAUCUGGAUCAGGAAAUGCAAGGUUGCAUGGCCACAACAGUCAUCAAAGGAGAUCAGGGAAACAACAACAGCAGAAUGUAAGGAGCAACCCAAGCCACUCUGCAACCUUCUCGUGUUCACCACAGAGCUCACAGGAAAAUGGACAAAUACAGAACCGCUCUGGUUCUUUGCACUGGGGCAGCAUUGGAUGUCCAAGCGGCAGUCCAAGGCACGAUGCUUCAUCACAUCAUGACACCUCCAUUGGUGCCACACACUUUUUUGUUGACGAGCUCGGGGAAGUAAGGUCAUAUACAUUUGGUCCAAAGAGCCAAGGUUUUGAAAAUACAUUGAAUCAUCCAACAAGUUCAGAACACAUUCAAAGUUCAUGGGAUCAUCAGUCCCACUCUCCCAGUUAUGCUUCAGGUAAUGGACAGAAUGGGACAGAGGAAACUGCAGAUGAGCCACGCCCUCGACACCAGCCGGUUAUAUUACGGAGGAUGCAGAUUAGAAGAUAUUCGGAGGCGCGGCAGGGAACUGGGGAUCGUAAAUCAGCAGUUAAAGUAGAUGAAAAAUCAAGCUGCAGACAGUCUUACAGGUUUUGGAUCUUACCCAGCAAGUGGAUGGAGAUUCAUUAUGAUCGUCUGGCUUUGUUAACUUUACUUGACAGGAAUCAGGAGAUUGGUGAAAACGUGUUAUCAGUUUCCUUGGCCGUCCUUGUUGCCCUUCUUGGAUUCAGCCUUCUUAACCAAGGAUUUUUCAAGGACAUCUCGGUCUUAUGCUUCUGCCUAGUUAUUGCCAGCUGUCAGUAUUCCCUGUUAAAGAGUGCUCAACCUGAUCCUGCUUCACCUGUGCACGGGCACAAUAGAAUUGUUGCAUACAGCAGAUCUAUUUAUUUUUCCAUCUGCUGUGGCCUUGUGUGGGUUUUGGAUCUCGGCAGUAAAUGCACUCAACUCCCAUCUUCUACUCUGUAUGGAUUUAGAUUGAUAUCUCCAGAAAACUUAGCAACUGCAAGAGAUUUUAUUAUUGGGUUCACACAAUGCUUCCCUCUCAUUUUCCUCCUGGGCCUUCUUCCACAGAUUAAUACUUUUGUUACGUAUUUGCUGGAACAAGUCGACAUGCACAUCUUUGGUGGAUCUGCUGCAACAGGACUAAUCUCAUCGCUCUACGGCUUUUUCCGCAGUUUACUUGCUGUAUGUCUGCUGUAUGCUCUGUGUAUUGGCACUGUAAAGGGACCUUGGGAUGCUCAGCAUAUUCCAACCCUAUUUUCUGCUUACUGUGGAUUGCUGGUUGCUUGUUGCUAUCACCUCAGCAGACAAAGCAGUGAGCCCGCAGUGUUGGUGUCUCUCAUUCGGUCUAAAUUGACCAGUGAAUUGGAAGUUCAGGAUCCUGAACAUCCUCUGUCAAAAUACAAGGAUGUUCUUCCUGAAAAGCUCAGGAAUUCUGUGAGGGAAGUUUUGAAGUCUGAUCUUGUCAUGUGUGCAGUAAUUAGUCUCCUAACCUUUGCAAUCAGCACAACCACCGUUUUCCUCUCAUUAAAGCCUUUUCUUGGUUUUGUGCUGUAUACUUUGGCUGGCACAGUCGGAUUCAUGACACAUUACCUACUCCCGCGACUCCGCACACAGGUUCCGUGGUUCUGCUUUGCGCAUCCUUUGUUUAAAACUAAGGAAUACCGUCAGUUUGAAGUCCAAGAUGCAGCCCAGUUGACGUGGUUUGAGCGGAUAUACGUCUGGCUCCUGUGUUUGGAGAAGUACGCUAUUUACCCAGCUGUGGUACUCAAUGCACUCACCAAUGAUGCUUUCUCUCUCAGCAGUCGCAAGAAGCUGGGCAUACAUUGCGAUGUUUUAAUGAUGACUGUGGCCAGUAUGAAGCUGUUGCGCUCCUCCUUUUGUAACCCAACGUACCAAUACGUUACUCUGAGUUUUACAGUCCUCUUCUUCCAGUUUGACUUUAGGAGUGCCUCUGAGACAUUUUUGCUGGAUUUCUUCUUGAUGUCCAUCGUAUUCAGCAAGCUGUGGGACUUACUACACAAACUGCAGUUUGUUUUGACUUACACUGCUCCUUGGCAGAUUGCGUGGGGUUCAGCCUUUCAUGCUUUUGCACAGCCCUUUGCCGUGCCUCAUUCGGCUAUGCUGUUCGUCCAAGCCCUCGUGUCUUCUCUCUUUUCCACUCCUCUUGCUCCAUUCCUUGGCAGCGCCAUUUUUAUUACAUCCUAUGUCAGGCCGGUGAAGUUCUGGGAAAAGAAUUACAACACCAAACGGGUGGAUCAUUCUAACACCAGGCUGGAUUCACAGAUAAACAGAAGUACUGGGGCUGAUGACAACAACCUGAACUCAAUCUUCUAUGAGCACCUAACCAGAUCACUGCAGCAGAGCUUGUGUGGCGACCUGAUCCUAGGUCGAUGGGGAAGCUACAGCACCGGAGAUUGCUUCAUCCUGGCUUCAGAUUAUCUCAACGCUCUGGUUCAACUGAUAGAGAUCGGCAAUGGCCUUGUAACGUUUCAGCUCAGAGGGCUCGAGUUCCGAGGUACAUACUGUCAACAGAGGGAGGUUGAAGCAAUAACAGAGGGAGCUGAGGAUGAUGAGGGUUGCUGUUGCUGCUGUGAGCCAGGACAUUUGCCUCACAUGCUGUCAUUCAAUGCAGCUUUUAUCCAGCGCUGGCUGGCCUGGGAAGUUACGUCAUCGAAGUAUGUGCUGGAAGGCUACAGCAUCAGUGACAACAAUGCAGCAUGUAUGCUACAGAUGUUUGAUCUGAGAAAGAUGCUCAUCACCUAUUACGUAAAGAGCAUAAUAUACUACUUGAUUCAUUCUCCGAAACUGGAAGACUGGUUGACCAACGAAUCUAUACGGGAGGCACUACAUCCCUGCACAGCGUGGAAUUACAUCGACAGGGACCCAGCAGUGUUUAACAUGAACAUUGAUGAGGACUAUGAUCAUUGCCUCAAGGGAAUCUCGAGAGCCAGCUUCUGCAAUACCUACCUGGAAUGGAUCCAACACUGCAACAGUAAAAGGACAAAGCCUGUGAGGAGUGAUGGAGACUCCCCUCUGGUAACCCUUUGUUACAGCCUUUCUAUCCUUGGCAGAAGAGCUUUAGGGACGGCAACACACAACAUGUCCAUCAGCUUGGAAUCAUUUCUAUACGGACUCCAUGCGUUAUUCAAAGGAGAUUUCAGAAUCACUGCCACGCAGGAAUGGGUCUUCGAAGAUAUAGACUUGCUUCACAAGGUUGUUGCUCCUGGGAUUCGAAUGUCCCUGAAACUUCACCAGGACCAUUUCACCACAUCUGAUGAAUACGAGGAUCCCGUGGUGCUCUACAAGGCCAUCAGCGGCCAUGAGCGGUCACUGGUCAUCUGCCACGAGGGAGACCCACUCUGGCGCCAGUCCAUCCUGUCAAAUGCAGAGGCUCUGCUCGCACUCAGGCACGUGGUAGAUGACGGGGCCGAUGAGUACAAGAUAAUUAUGCUUCACCACCGUUACCUCAGCUUUAAAGUGGUGAAGGUAAAUAAAGAGUGUGUGAAGGGGCUGUGGGCAGGACAGCAAUUGGAGCUGAUAUUUCUCCAGAAUCGCAACCCAGAACGAGGCAGCAUACAGAAUGCCAAGCAGGUCUUGAGAAACAUGAUCAAUUCUUCCUGUGACCAACCCAUUGGCUACCCGAUUUAUGUAUCACCUCUUACCACUUCCUAUGCUGGCUCACAUAAACAGCUGAAGAACAUCUGGGGAGGUCCCAUCAGUUUGGAGAACCUCAACUUGUGGUUCACUUCCAGAUGGCAGAAGUUACGCAAGGGCUGUACCGGAGGCAACAUUGAUGACUCGGAUUGUGGUGGAGCUUCCUCAUCCAGCCUCACCAACCAUACCACUCACAGCAACAGCUCCAAGUCAGCACGAGUCUGGAGGUCACGUCCAGCAACUGCACAACCAGCUCGACCGCCCAGAGGUCAGAGGGAACAAAGGAGCUUUUCAGUCCAGACCCAUUUAUCACGACAGCAGGGACAACGACCACCUACCACAAGUCUGUCAGGAUCUAUCCUAGAAACACAGCAGCCUUCAUCCCGGGUGUCGGCAUCUGUCCAAAGCAUGGUUCAAAGGUUAUCCAACAGCCAGCUGUCGUUCAAUAACUCACUAGCUUCUAUGUUAUCUCAAGUACCUCGUCUCUCCACUGCAAGCCAACUCAGCAGUCAGGGUCACUCAGGCGCACAGAACAUGUGCAGCAUCAAUUCCUCCACCAGCUCCACCCUCAGCCUUUUGUUCGGGAAAAGAAGUUUAUCCAGUGGACUCAUGAUCUCUGGGCUCUCCGCAGCAGAGGGAGGAAACACGACAGAUACUCAGUCAUCAAGCAGUGUCAACAUCGCAUUUGGGCCAACAGUCAGCCAGAGGAGCCAGACGGGAAGGGGAGGUUCUGAUGCCUGGUCUUCGAUGGAUGUUAUAAGCUCCAGCCAACUGAAGGACACAGUGUGCACAGAUGAUGCUUUACACACUCAAAAUGCUGACCCUAAGGUGAAAGAUGAAUUGAGCUCUAGGACAUCCCACUCGAUCUCGGACCAGAAUAACCAAUGAAUUCUUGCGUCAAAUGAAGAUCUUUGUAGAGGAGUAGUAAAAUGAUGAAGUAAGGUAAUAAGAACAAGAAACAAAGGGGAAGGAAAUCUCCAACUUCCAAGACAGAAAACUGGAGCAAAUAUAACAACAAUGCAAUUAUUCAGAAUCAAAUACUCAAAGUUGCUUUGUGUAAUGAAGUGAAUAUAAUUUUAUUUUCAACAUCUACAGCUAUCCCAGCAAAACACAUUGAUAACUGUUGUUUCACAGGUCUUCUUUGAUCAAUUUCCUGUUUAAACAAAAUGAUUCUCAAAUUAAUCAGACUUCCUGAAUGUUCUAGCUUCCAUAAUUGGUGUAGGGUUACAUUUUGAUUAGCUCAAUUAUUUUGACUAACCUGGAAAAGGUGAUGGGCAAUCUUGUGAAAGAAUUAAGCACUAACAUUUAACCUUGCUAUUACAAAAUUUACCUUCCCAAAUUGGAUUUGCCGACUUAUGGAGCUUGGGAUGUGGAUUGUAAAAUCAUCACAGAUUAAUUUGUGCAGCACUUUAUGAGCACACAGGGUAAUUACAUAAUUUAAACUUUGAUUGGAGAACAUUUAGAAUGUUGUGGUUAAUUUUAUUUUAAAUGCAGCAAAGAUUCAUGAAGAUAGGACCAUGUAUACAAAGUUCAGAACCUGAAGAGUGCCUUGAUAAAGCUGUUAAAAUUAUGACGUAGAAUGUGGAUUAUGUUUAUAUUUGUGAAGGGUUUGAAACUAGGCCCCUUAAAAAAGGCAUAGUCACUAAUAAAUCCAAUAGAGAAUUGA
Messenger RNA from Amblyraja radiata (thorny skate), 7745 nucleotides. Its product is annotated as pecanex-like protein 1. The record is from RefSeq and is a predicted model, not a curated record. The transcript is spliced from 35 exons. Gene Ontology annotation, cellular component: membrane. NCBI's taxonomy places the organism in Eukaryota, Metazoa, Chordata, Chondrichthyes, Rajiformes, Rajidae. Bases 125 to 6967 code for a protein of 2280 amino acids.